Anolis carolinensis (green anole) is the source of this 3307-nucleotide messenger RNA. It is a transcript of the gene cebpz, whose product is annotated as CCAAT enhancer binding protein zeta. The transcript has 16 exons. Gene Ontology annotation, cellular component: nucleus. The record is from RefSeq and is a predicted model, not a curated record. Bases 20 to 3160 code for a protein of 1046 amino acids. Lineage: Eukaryota; Metazoa; Chordata; Lepidosauria; Squamata; Anolidae.
CGCGAAGCCAGCGGAGAAAAUGGAGCCUCGGGAAGGCAACUCGAAAAGCGUUGAGGACGACGAUGGUGAAGACGCCGCCGAUGACGGAAGCAGGUUUACCUUGGAGGAGGUGCUGCGCCUCGGCGGGACUAAACAAGACUAUAUUAUGCUUGCUGCUUUGGAUGAAACAGAAGAAAUUGUGGAUGGCGGCAAAAAAGGAGCAAUUGAUGAUCUAAAUCAAGGUGAACUGGAGGCUUUUGUAAGCUCACUAGGUGUGAAUAAAUAUUCAGAGAAACUCUUUGUAGUGGAAAACAAAGAGGAGGAGGAGGAGGCAGCAGAAAAAGAAGAAAAAACACCCCAAAGAGAAAAAGGAAAACAAAAAAAAGUGAAUACACCUGAAGUGAAAGAAAACGGAAAAAUAGUAAAAGGACGUACAGAGAAAACACAGUCAGGUAAUGCCAAAGAUGGCAAGAAAAAGCUGGUUUCUGAUAGUAAUGAAAAGAGUGUUUUGUCACUUGGAACAAAAAAAGCAAAGGAAGAAGAAACCUUUCAGUUUCACGAACGACAGGCAUUGCUGAUAAAACCAGGAGGCAAAUGGUAUGAUCUGGAAUAUACCAAUGAAUUUUCUACCGAAUCCCAGAAUCCAUCUCUUGUUUCUAAUUACAAGGUUUUGGCCCAGAAACUGUACCAACAGGAAACAGAUCUGUAUAAGAACAAAACAAAUCUGCAAAAAGGAUCUUCUGCGUGGAUGAAAACUGUAGUGUCAUCUGGCACUCUUGCCGACCGAAUGGCUGCCAUGACCCUUCUCAUCCAGGAUGCUGCCGUUCACUCACUUCAGUUUAUAGAAACCCUGGUGAAUCUGAUCAAAAAGAAAGGCAGCAGAAGACAGAGCUUAAUGGCUUUGGAUACUUUCAAAGAGCUUCUCAUAACGCAUCUUCUACCAGACAGUCGAAAGCUGUACACUUUCUCUCAGCAUCCUUUCAACACACUGGAGCAGUUGUCGAGUGGCAACAGGGAUUCAAGGGACAGGCGGCUGAUUUUGUGGUACUUCGAGCAUCAUUUGAAGCACUGGGUGGCUGAAUUUGUGGAAGUGUUAGAAUCACUGACUCAUGAUCCCUUGGUGGCAACAAAGGGCCGUGCACUUUCUGUUGCUCAUGAACUUCUCUGUAACAAAGUAGAGCAAGAGAAAGCUUUCCUUGUGCAAUUGGUGAAUAAACUGGGAGAUCCACAAAACAAAGUAGCCACAAAAGCAUCUUAUCUCCUAGAGACAUUGCUUCAUAAACAUCCCAACAUGAAAGGCGUGGUGUGUAAUGAGGUAGAGAGACUUCUCUACAGGUCCAAUAUAAGCCCCAAAGCUCAGUACUAUGCAAUUUGCUUUUUGAACCAGAUGGUUUUGAGUCAUGAGGAAUGCGAACUGGCUAACAAGCUCAUAAUGCUCUACUUUUCCUUUUUUCGGUCUUGUAUCAAAAAGAAAGACGUUGAGUCUAAAAUGCUUAGUGCUCUGUUGACAGGAGUGAACAGAGCUUACCCUUAUGCUCGGGCUAGCGAUGACAAAAUAAAGGAGGAGAUGGAUACCUUGUUUAAAGUUCUACAUCUUGUGAAUUUCAGCACUAGCAUCCAGGCUUUGAUGUUGCUGUUCCAAGUGAUGGACUCAAAUCAGACUGUGUCUGACCGGUAUUACACAGCUUUGUACAAGAAACUUCUGGAUCCAGGAUUGGCACUAUGUGCCAAACAGUCAAUGUUUCUGAACCUUGUCUACAAAUCUUUGAAGGCGGAUGUGGUAUUGCGGCGGGUGAAAGCUUUUGUGAAGCGACUGCUGCAAGUGACAUGUGGACAAACACCACCAUUCACUUGUGGAGCAUUAUAUCUUGUGUCUGAACUUCUCAAAGUAAAACCAGGCUUAAGGGUACAGCUGCAAGAUCAUGUGGAAUCUGAUGAGGAGGAGCAUUUCCGUGAUCUUGAGGAAGAUGAGGGUGACAGUGUACAAGCUGAUAAAGAAGUGGGAAGAAAAACAGUGGAAAAGACUUUGACCUAUCAUGACCCCAUUUCAGAAGCAUCAUGGGUACAUCACCAGAAUCUAGAAGGUGGCAUAAAUAAGGGUGGCUAUGAUCCAUUACAUCGAAAUCCUUUGUACUGUGGAGCUGAUAAAACUAGUUUUUGGGAAUUAAAGAAGCUUUCAGAGCACUUUCAUCCAUCUGUGUCCUUUUUUGCAAAAACUAUCUUAGAGGGUAAUUAUAUUGAAUAUUCAGGUGACCCUCUACAGGAUUUCACACUGAUGAGAUUCUUGGAUCGUUUUGUUUAUAGAAACCCCAAAGUUCAUAAGGGAAAAGAAAACACCAGCAGUGUAGUCAUGCAACCAAAGAAGAAACAAUCUAUGAACAAUGUGCGGAAUCUUGCAGUUAAUAGUAAGGAGUUUCUUGCACAAGAUGAAAGCAAAAUUCCUGUAGAUGAAGUUUUCUUUCACAGAUUUUAUAAGAAGAUAGAUAUGCAGAAGGAGAAACGGAAACCCACAAGGGAUGAUGAAAGUGUAGAAGAUGUGGAUGAUGAUGAAUUUGAAAGAGCAUUAGAUUCAUUUGAACAAGAUAAUUGUUUUGAUUCAGAUAUCAAAGAUGACCUUAAUUUUGCUGGAAACAUAAAAAGCAAAGGGAAAAAGAAAAGCCAGGAUGAUGCGGCAGAUUGGGAAGAUUCUGAUGAGGAUGAUUUUGAUGACCUUGAUGAAGAAGAAGUUUCUCUAGGAAGCAUGGAUGAAGACUUCGGAGAAGAGGCCGAUGAAGAAGGAGGGGUUUUCAUGGAUGUGUCAGAUGAUGACAACAUCCCAGAUAAAAAUAAAGAUCAAGUCAAACCUGUAAAUACAAAAGGCAAAAGAAAAAAAGAAAUUGACUUCACUACAUCGAUUAAAGCAGCAAAGGAAGGCAAGAAACGAAAAAAAGAUACUCGCAUGCAUGCUGCUGCAGAAGAAUUUGGGUACUUACUGGAUGAAAACGUUGGGUCCAAAUUCGAUAGUAUUGGGAUGAAUGCAAUGGCAAACAGAGAUAAUGCAAAUUUCAAACAGCUCAAGUGGGAGGCAGAACGUGACAAGUGGAUUCACAAUAAGGAUAUGAAAAGUAUCAUCAAGCAGAAAAAGAAGUUCAGGCACAAACCGCUGAAAAACAAAUACAGAAUCAAAAAGAACAAAAAAUAAAUACAAUCCCAUUUUAUAUAAACUAUUUUAAAUUUUGUUUUACUUACAUCUAGUUUCUGCUGCUUAACCAUGUCUCUUGAUCUUUCUCCCUUUUGCCAUAUAUACCAGACCACUCAUUACUUUUGUAAUAAACUGUGAAGAUAGAAA